Elaeis guineensis (African oil palm) is the source of this 2326-nucleotide messenger RNA. The record is from RefSeq and is a predicted model, not a curated record. NCBI's taxonomy places the organism in Eukaryota, Viridiplantae, Streptophyta, Magnoliopsida, Arecales, Arecaceae.
CUAUGUGUAACGGGAGUAUAGCCUUAUAAAUUUUCUUUCCAAAACUACUAAAUCCUUUGGGUUGCUAUAAACAGAUUCGCAGAAUUGAAGAAUCCCAUGCCUAUGUAUAUAAAAAGUUGGAGUAUGGAAACGUGAGUGAGAGAGAAAGUGGUGUGGCUCCUCACCGUCCCCCGCACCACGGAUUUCGGAGCGCGAACGCGAAACAACGAACGAGGGAGAGACUAGAGGCGGUUCUUUAACGCUCACCAUCACCAUCGUUUCCCGGGCUUUUCUCCCCGCCCCCUUUGUUCCCGAUCUCGAAUCUCUUCUCCCUUUCUCUAUCUCUUGGCGUUAGAAAUAAAUUAAUUCUCGGAAAUUCCGGCCAUGGUCACGAUCGCCGGGGCCAACCAGACGAACGCAGCCACCACCAACCCCAUCCUCUCCGGCCCGAGGCGGCGUCUGAUGGACUCCGGCGACGCGGAGAGGUUGUUCCAGUCGGAGGACGACGACGACGACGAGGACCCCGACGCCCGCGCCCACUCGCCGGCCCCCGGGCGGAUAUCGGCGUUGAGAUGGCUCUUCUUGCGGAGUACCGCCGGCAAGGCCGCUGGCGGCAGCGGCGGUGGAAGAUUGGGGAGAUGGAGCGCGUGGAAUAUUGGGGCGCUAGCGUUCGCCGUCCUCCUGUCGGUGGUGGCGCUUUCGGCGUUCUUGAUUUCACACCGGAUCGGUGGUUUGUCGGAACGGCAGGGUGUGGUCCACCAGAUGGGCGGUCGUGACGAGGCGUUAAGAGCCAUGUGGGAUAUCCAGGAGAUCGCCCGGAGCCGCCAUCCACCUCCGAUCCCUGAGAUUUGGAUGAAACCACAUAGUGAUCGCUACCAUCAAUGCAUUGAACGUCCGAGGAAACAUCAAAAGACUAGUGAUGUCACGGCUGGAUAUCUUAUUUUUCAUGCUAAUGGUGGCUUGAAUCAGAUGAGAAUGGGAAUUAGUGAUAUGGUUGCCAUAGCAAAGUUAAUGAAUGCAACACUGGUAAUCCCUACUCUGGAUCAUCAUUCCUUUUGGACAGAUCGAAGUGAAUUUAAAGAUAUAUUUGAUAUGAAGCACUUUAUCAAUGUCCUUAAAGAUGAUAUAAUGAUCGUGAAAUCUCUUCCACAAAAAUAUGCAACAAUUAGGCCUUAUCGAAGAGCACCUAUCUCCUGGUCUAAGGUUUUCUAUUAUAAAGCUUUUGCACCAGUCUUGAAGAAGUAUAAGGUGGUCAUGUUUACUCAUUCAGACUCUCGGCUUGCAAAUAAUGGCCUUCCACCUUCACUUCAAAAGAUUCGAUGCCGUGCAAAUUACAAGGCACUUCGAUAUACGCCACAAAUCGAAGAAUUGGGGAAGAAACUUGUUGAAAGGUUGAAAAAUGAAAGCAACCAUUAUAUUGCACUCCACUUAAGAUAUGAGAAGGACAUGCUCUCAUUUACUGGUUGCAACCACAAUCUAUCAUUACAAGAGGCUAAAGAGCUACAAGAUUUGCGUUAUAACGUGAAGCAUUGGAAGGAGAAAGAAAUUAAUAGCGAAGAGAGACGAAUGCAAGGGGGUUGCCCAAUGACUCCUCGGGAAAUUGCUGUAUUUCUAAAGGCUCUGGGCUAUCCUUCUGCAACAAAUAUUUAUAUUGUUGCAGGGAAAAUUUAUGGUACCAAUAGCAUGAAUGCACUAAGGGCUGAAUAUCCAAAUAUUCACACACACAAUAGUUUAGCAACAACAGAGGAGUUGAAGCAUUUUAUGAUGUACCAAAACCGGCUUGCUGCUCUAGACUAUCUCGUCGCCCUUAAAAGUGAUGUUUUUGUGUAUACUUAUGAUGGUAAUAUGGCUAAAGCAGUGGAAGGUCAUAGAAGAUUCGAAGGAUUUCUCAAGACAAUCAAUCCUGAUAGGUAUGAUAAAGUGACAAAGGUUCGUGAAAUUAAUAGAUCAGCUGGAUGGAGGAGCAAUAACUUGGGAUGAAUUCAAACAUAAGGUGAAGAGGGAUCAUGCUAAUCGCCUUGGUGGUCCAUAUGAAAGAAGAGGAGGAGAAACUCCACGACUAGAGGAGUACUUUUAUGCAAAUCCUCUACCUGGCUGCUUGUGCCAAAAAACAUACAGAUAAAGUUGGAAGUAGUUAUAUUACACAUAGAUAUGCUCAACGAUAUAUAUAUUUGGUUUCAUUUUGCAAAGUUCAACACUUAACACAUCGAAACAUCAUGUAUAGGUUUUUUUUUUAAAUUUUGCAUUUUUUCUCCAUAUAGGGUUUUUUUAGAAUUGAUGGUUUCAACAAGAGUAUUACUUUGUACAACGACAAUUCUUUUUGCAAUUCACUUGAUUCUUUAUUUGA